This is a messenger RNA of Peromyscus leucopus (white-footed mouse), 5583 nucleotides long. It is a transcript of the gene Pacs2, whose product is annotated as phosphofurin acidic cluster sorting protein 2. Lineage: Eukaryota; Metazoa; Chordata; Mammalia; Rodentia; Cricetidae. Gene Ontology annotation, biological process: protein localization to plasma membrane. Bases 48 to 2759 code for a protein of 903 amino acids. The transcript is spliced from 25 exons. Gene Ontology annotation, molecular function: transmembrane transporter binding. The record is from RefSeq and is a predicted model, not a curated record.
CGGCCCGGCGCAGCCCCAGGCCGCCGAGGGACGGCGGGGCCGGCGCCAUGGCCGAGCGGGGCCGCCUCGGCCUGCCCGGCGCGCCCGGAGCGCUCAACACCCCGGUGCCCAUGAACCUGUUCGCCACCUGGGAGGUGGACGGCUCCAGCCCCAGCUGCGUGCCCAGGUUAUGUAGCCUGACCCUGAAGAAACUGGCAGUGCUCCGGGAGCUGGAGAAGGAGCUCCUGUCUGUGGUGAUCGCUGUCAAGAUGCAGGGUUCCAAGCGUGUCCUGAGAUCACACGAGAUUGUGCUGCCUCCCAGUGGACAGGUGGAAACUGACCUGGCUCUGACCUUCUCUCUCCAGUACCCCCACUUCCUGAAGAGAGAAGGCAACAAGCUCCAGAUCAUGCUGCAGCGCAGAAAGCGGUACAAGAACAGAACAAUCCUGGGCUAUAAAACGUUGGCUGCAGGCUCCAUCAACAUGGCUGAGGUAAUGCAGCACCCCUCUGAGGGUGGCCAGGUGCUGAGCCUCUGCAGCAGCAUCAAAGAGGUCUCUGUCAAGGUGGCUGAGAUCUGGAUCGUCUCCCUGUCCAGCCAGCCCAUCGACCACGAGGAGAGUGCAAUGCAGGCUGGCCCCAAGGUCAAAUCCACAGAUAACUACUCUGAGGAGGAGUAUGAGAGCUUUUCCUCUGAGCAAGAAGCCAGCGAUGAUGCUGUACAAGGGCAGGAUCUUGAUGAGGAUGACUUUGAUGUGGGAAAACCCAAGAAGCAGCGGCGCUCGAUAGUAAGAACGACGUCCAUGACCAGGCAGCAGAACUUCAAGCAGAAGGUGGUGGCGCUACUGCGCAGGUUUAAAGUGUCAGAGGAGGUUUUAGAUUCGGAGCAGGACCCUGCAGAACAUGUUCCUGAGGUGGAGGAGGACCUGGAUCUUCUGUAUGACACACUGGACGUGGAGAACCCCAGCGACAGUGGCCCUGACAUGGACGAUGAUGACAGUGUCCUUAGCACCCCCAAGCCCAAGCUAAGGCCAUACUUCGAAGGCCUGUCACACUCCAGCUCACAGACAGAGAUAGGGAGCAUCCACAGUGCCCGGAGCCACAGGGAGCCUCCAAGCCCGGCUGAUGUACCUGAGAAGAUGAGAUCCCUGGGAGGCCAGCAGCCAAGUGACAGCAUCUCUGACACGGUAGCCCUUAGUUCACCAGCCCCUCGGGAGCCAUCAGGGCAACCUGAUGAUAGUCCAGAGGCUGAGACGUCUACCCUGGAUGUGUUCACUGAGAAGCUGCCACCCAGCGGAAGAAUCACCAAGACUGAGUCUCUUGUCAUCCCCUCCACCAGCAGGUCAGAGGCAAAGCCAGCUGGCCGCCGGGGCCGGAGCACAUCCCUGAAGGAGCGGCAGCCAGCUCGACCGCAGAAUGAGCGGGCCAACAGCCUGGACAAUGAGCGCUGUCCAGACACGAGGAGCCAGCUGCAGAUUCCCAGGAAAACUGUGUAUGACCAACUGAACCACAUCCUCAUCUCUGAUGACCAACUCCCCGAGAAUAUCAUUCUUGUCAAUACCUCUGACUGGCAGGGACAGUUCCUCUCAGAUGUCCUACAGAAGCAUACACUUCCUGUGGUAUGCACAUGCUCUGCUGCUGACGUGCAGGCUGCCUUCAGCACCAUUGUCUCUCGGAUACAGCGAUACUGCAACUGCAAUUCUCAGCCACCCACCCCUGUGAAGAUCGCUGUGGCGGGAGCACAGCAUUACCUCAGCGCCAUCCUGCGGCUCUUCGUGGAGCAGCUGUCUCACAAGACACCUGACUGGCUCGGCUACAUGCGCUUCCUCAUCAUCCCCCUGGGCUCCCACCCUGUGGCCAGGUACCUGGGCUCUGUGGACUACCGCUACAACAACUUCUUCCAGGAUCUGGCCUGGAGAGACCUGUUCAACAAGCUGGAAGCCCAGAGCAGUGUGCAGGACACACCAGACAUCGUGUCACGCAUCACCCAGUACAUCUCAGGAGCCAACUGUGCUCACCAGCUGCCCAUCGCAGAGGCUAUGCUGACCUACAAGCAGAAGAGGAAAAAGCACUUUCACUUUGACUUUACCCUGAGCCCUGAUGAAGAAUCCUCUCAGAGGUUCAUUCCCUUUGUUGGGGUUGUGAAGGUUGGAAUUGUGGAGCCAUCUUCAGCCACAUCAGGAGACUCGGACGAUGCGGCCCCCUCGGGCUCCAGUGUGCUCUCUUCCACCCCACCGUCUGUGUCUACAUCUCCUGCGGCCAAGGAGGCUUCACCUACUCCACCCUCCUCCCCUUCAGUGAGCGGAGGCCUGUCCUCCCCCAGCCAGGGCAUCGGCGCCGAGCUCAUGGGGCUGCAGGUGGACUACUGGACGGCAGCACAGCCUGCGGACAGGAAGAGAGAUGCUGAGAAGAAGGACUUGCCCACCACCAAAAACACGCUCAAGUGCACUUUCCGGUCCCUCCAGGUCAGCAGGCUGCCCAGCAGUGGCGAGGCUGCAGCCACACCCACCAUGUCCAUGACUGUGGUCACCAAGGAGAAGAACAAGAAGGUGAUGUUUUUGCCCAAGAAAACCAAGGACAAGGAUGUGGAAUCUAAAAGCCAGUGCAUUGAAGGCAUCAGCCGGCUGAUCUGCACAGCUAAGCACCAACAGAACAUGCUUCGGGUCCUCAUCGAUGGCGUGGAAUGCAGCGAUGUCAAGUUCUUCCAGCUGGCUGCCCAGUGGUCUUCCCAUGUGAAGCACUUCCCUAUCUGCAUCUUUGGACACUCCAAGGCCACCUUCUAGCCCUAACCACGGAAGGGCUGACACAGGACAGUGGAGGGGCCCAUGUCCUGCUCUGUGUCAGCUAUCGAUGGAGGGACACUGUGUGUCUGUUAACGUGUGGUUACUACAGAGACAGACUCUUCAAAACACAAAGAAACAGUCUUAAGUGUGAAUGUGCUCACAGCCCAGAACGAAGGGGAAGCUAGCUCCCCGUGGGCCACCGAGUAACUUUGCUCUGCUUAUUAACCAGAAUAUGUGGGCAGUGGAAAGGCUGGUAAGAAGGGAGGUGAGCUCUGGUCUCAUGAAACCCCAGGACCACAAGCAAGAAGUCUUCUUGUCUUUGUGUCCUGUCCUUCCCUGAAGUCCGGAUUCUGCUUUCUGGGGAGUAGGGAGCAGGGUACAGGCUUUGGAGUUUAGUGGCCAAAAGCUGAGGGUGAAGGACGUGUUUGGUCUCCUGGCAUGGGAUGUCGACAGGCCCCAAGCAAUCCCAUGUGUGGUUCCCAAUAAACUCCAGCCUCAUGGCGGAGGUUUUACAGUAGCAGAUCUUUCUAAUGCUCUCAGAUACACUUGACGACGUAGCUGCCAAGCAGAUGUUGCUCUUGUGAAGUCCCCUUGGGUGGGGUAAAGCCAGCAGGAGCUACAUACCCACCCCUGCCCCUCUGGCUUCAGUUCCAGAGGCACUGCUAGGCUUCUGCAGAUCCUGCUGCUCAGAUAGGUGGUCCUUGCAAAUUUCCCAGUGUCUGUCCUGGAAAUGGGAGACACUCCAGGGGUCUGUCUGAGACCUACCUGCUCUACCAUGCCCUUCCACCUCUAUUCUGCCUGCUGGACAGGAACAUCCAGGACUGGCCAUGUGGGGUUGAGAAUCAAGGUUGUAAACUGGAAACAGGCAACUAGAGGUGUGUGUGUGUGUGUGUGUGGUGUGGUAUUUAGUGUAGUCAGUGGAGGAAACAGGCAACUAGAGGCGUGUGUGUGUGUGUGUGUGUGUGUGUGUGUGUGUGUGUGUGUGGUGUGGUGUGUGUGGUAUUUAGUGUAGUCAGUGGAGGAAACAGGCAACUAGAGGCGUGUGUGUGUGUGUGUGUGUGUGUGUGUGUGUGUGUGUGUGUGUGUGAGUGUGUGUGUGUGUGUAGCCAGUGAAGGCUCCAGCAGGCUGGUCUAACUACAGAAGCUAUCCAAGGGUCUAUCCAAGCUAAUCUAUCUCCUCAAAGCCACCUGGAUCCCAUUCUUGGUGGCAGCUCUAUCCUCCACCACCUUCCCACUCAGCAGGAGAGGGAUGUGCUGGCCUGCAGCAAGGAUCAUCCUGACUGUACAUGCCCCACCAGAUUCAUGGAGGGGUUACUGCCUCAGUCCUAAUUUUCUCAAGAAUUCUUUCUUCCUCUCUGGGGUGUCAUUGGAAGAAUGAAUGCCUGCCCCCUUGAAAGCUGUGGCAUUCCCGAGCACCCUGGUGGUUCAGUAGGAGCCCAGAGUUUGGGGUCCUGACCUUGAGAACCUCCUAAGAGCAUGCUCAGAAAAUUGCCAACAAUAGGGCUGAGUUUGAGGACUCCCCACUUUUUCUUGGGUGAAAGAUGGCCCAUUUUCUAUUUACUUACUUCCCCAGCCCCACCUUGCUGAAAAGAGUCCAUUUGUGCAGGGUGAGGCCCUGUACUGCUGCUGGGACCUGGGUUGGGCCCUAAUCCCUGGGUACAGGGCUUAGUGGUAGUGGAGCCCCUGGUGAGGAAUACUCUGAAAAGAUCCUGUUACAGAGCCAGGCCACUGUGAUCCUUGGAGCUUAAGAGCCUGGCUUACCUACCACUUGAGUUUCUUCCCAAAGGGGGGUGGGGGGAGCAGAGGGAGGGUGUUUCAAGCUUAUGCCUGAGAACAGCCCCUUUUCUGGAGAACUCUUCCUCUGCACAUGCGUCCUUGAUUGUCCAGAGGUCUGACUUUAUACAGAGGGUUUGGGCAGAGCCUCUGUCAGCAGCUGGCCCAAGACCAAGUCAGUAAAGCCUAGCACAUGAGCACCAUGCACUCACCACCAUAGCAGCGCCAGGUGCAGACCUAGAAGCAGUCAUCCCCCGUGCCUCAGUUUCCCCGUUGGUUAAAGAGAGAUGGUCCAUUUUCCUUGCCUACCUCAUGGAGCUGUAAUGAGGAUUCAAGAGAAGCACUUUUGUCCCUUUGAAGGAUGACUAGACACCAAAGCCCCCUGACAGGCAGUGCAGUGGUGAGGACAGCAGUGUGUGUGUGAUGCAUCCCACAGGCCUUAGCCCUGAGGCCCUUAGAGCCUGCCAGCCAGUUCCCUUAGGCCUGGCCACAGCCUGUGUGAAUGGGAAGGCUCGCCCUCAUUCCUGUCAGUUGGGGUCCCUGCCACCACCCUCUGAGUAUGCAGCUCAGUAUCACUGUUGGGUACCAGAGCUGGGAGGGAGAGAGGGGUGGCCCUCGGCUCCUGUGCAAUGGCUUGUCCUAGCCUUAUCCUGCAGGCCUCACUUCUGCCUCUAGCCUCCAUCUCAAAUGAAUUCCUUAUAAAAAACGUCCCGGCACUUCUUCCCUGAGCCAGGGUACUGGACCCUCACCUGCUCUCCAAACCCCCACGCCCUCCGGAGACUGCUCUGUCCUGGAGAGGGGCCAGCAGAGGCUGACCGCCUUGCGUGAGGAUGACUCCGUCCACUUCUGAAGACUGUCCAGCGCGUUGUGACUGAUUUCUAGGGUGUGUGUAUGUAUUGCUAGUUUGUUUGUUUUUAAUGGAAAGCAGGAUUCAUGUAAAUAGCUUUUUUGGGAACAGAUGCUGAUCUGUCCCAUGCGACCAUGUGGACGAUUUUAAGGUGCUGAAGCGACACUAAUAAACUGACGGCGCUCAAGCCGCCCACUGCUGUGA